GGUUGACUUUUGAGAUUCAACGACCUACUCUCGAUCGCUAGCGUGUUUCUCCGCUUCUUCUCUUAGCCAGUGGCAAGCAAAAGGGUCCAUUAAUCUUCAACUCAUUCGUUCUUUAGCUUCCUUCAUCAACUGGGAUUUCCGUUCAUUAAUUCUUCCAAAUUCCACCGAGUUUAAACAUAGGUUUCAAGCUUUUGACGCCAUCAAUUCUCAAGUAUCUAUCUUUUUUCUUGGUGGGUGAUAGCGAGGAUGGAGAACCAGCAAGGAAAGGGCAUCGUUUUCAAGAAAUUCACGUGGGUAGUACAAGAUUUCUCGAAAAACAAGACCAAGAAACAACGCUCCAAGGCUUUUGAAGCUGGUGGUUGUAAAUGGCGAAUCCUUGUGAAUCCAAUUGGGAAGGGUGAGGAAUAUUUGUCCUUGUUUCUGAAGGCUGCAAAUUCUUUACCAUUAUAUGGUUGGACCAGAUAUGUCUAUUUCAAGCUGUCUCUCGUCAAUCAGAUCGACAGCGAGAGGUCCAUUUCAAGAGAGACUCAACAGAAGUUCAAUGCAGGACAUAGUAGCUGGGGUGCAUCAUUCUUGCUUCUCAGUGACUUCUAUAAUACCAUAAAAGGUUAUCUUGCGAACGAUUCAUGCAUCAUAGAAGCUCAAAUAUCCGUCUCAUAUGUUGCUUUUAAGAUUCCAGACAAAAUCAGUAACCAAACACACGAGGAACAAGACAAAACAGAAGAAUCCACAGAACAGCUUGAAGAUCAUCAAUGCAUAUAUUUCUCGGAUGGGACGCCUAGUUACAAAUCCUCUGAUGAAUACAUAUGGAAUCAGUCAAGUCAAGCAGAAUCAGAAAUCCCACAGAAACAAGAAAAACAAGAUAUUGUUGGGGCACCAGCUGAGACACCAAGUCCUAAUAAACCAGGGCAUUAUGAACCAACUGCUCCGCCUUUAUAUCCUCGUGUAGAUGUAUCACCCGUGGAAAUACCCUUAAGCCCUCUUAGUGAUCUUAUAGAUUAUCAGAGUUUAAAGCCAGAGGAAGUAGGUUUUGUUCUAUUACUAGAGGAUGUUUGUUCACGGAAUCCUUCACUGAUAGAGAGCCAAAAGAAGAGAAGUCCCAAGUUCACACACUGGGCAUUCAUAGCUCUAGGUCAAGUUCUGCAUUUUCUGAAGACUACGAAGGCGAAAAAUAUGGAUGAAUCUGCUUGUAACUACUUCCAAGGUCUAUGGGAAGAAGUUCAGUUAUUUGGAUUUGACUUGACUUGGUUGGAGCCUCAUGUGCAGUAUGCCUUGGGAAUGAAGGAUUAUUUGGAAAGGGCAAAGAAAGUGAAAAAACUGGAGGAGGAAGUGGUUGCUUUAGAGAAUGAAAUGAAGAAGCUGAGGGCAUGUUUGGCAGCCACGGAAGUUGACCUUAAUAUAGAAAGGAGACACUUGAGAGGGGAAGAGAAGGGAUUUGAGGAGAAAGACGUGGACGCUAUAUUGGACUAUGGCAUAAUUUAGAUUUGCACUGCACGAUAAUUACGGAUACGGGUUAAUUUUCCCAUGGUAUUAUUUGGUUUUUAAUUUUUGAUUUUUGGUCUUUAUUGAUUUCUUGUUAUCCAAUUAAUCUUAACUAAAUGUAUUAAAAAAAAAACUCAAACUAAGUAUGAAUUCAUAAUCUCUGUUUUUUUCCCUCUCCAAAGCAGUUGUAUGCGAC
Messenger RNA from Prosopis cineraria, 1678 nucleotides. RefSeq names its product MATH domain and coiled-coil domain-containing protein At3g58270-like. The record is from RefSeq and is a predicted model, not a curated record. The transcript is spliced from 4 exons. The coding region runs from base 247 to 1482 and encodes 411 amino acids. Lineage: Eukaryota; Viridiplantae; Streptophyta; Magnoliopsida; Fabales; Fabaceae. Gene Ontology annotation, molecular function: protein binding.